AUGCCGCUGAGCUGGACGCCGGGCAACCUGUCGGCGGCGGGCAACGGCAGCGGAUCGUUGCCAGAGCCGUCGGCAGACGGGUGGUCCUCGCAGGCGCGCGCGCUCUUCACCAUCCGCUGCGUGGUCCCUUCGCUGUACCUGUUGAUCAUGGCGGUGGGCGUGCUGGGCAACGUCACCCUGCUGCGCAUCUUCGCGGGCCGGAGCGCCGGGCGCAGCGUGCCCAACAUCUUCAUCUCCAGCCUGGCCGCCGGCGACCUGCUGCUGCUGCUCACCUGCGUGCCCGUCGACGCCUCGCGCUUCUUCCUGGAGGACUGGCUCUUUGGCGCGGUGGGCUGCAAGCUCCUUCCUGCCAUCCAGCUCACCUCGGUGGGGGUGUCUGUCUUCACCCUCACCGCCCUCAGCGCCGACAGGUACAAGGCAAUUGUAAAUCCAAUGGAUAUUCAAGCACCCAAUGCCGUCCUGUGGACUUGUAUAAAAGCUAUUGCCAUCUGGAUAAUUUCCAUCUUGUUAGCAGUUCCUGAAGCUGUUUUCUCUGAAGUGGUCCAUAUCAAUGAUGCAGAUAAUGUCAGUUUCACAGAAUGCAUACGAUAUCCUCCAAAAGAUGAUUUGCACCCCAGGAUUCAUUCGGUGAUGAUUCUCUUGGUAUAUCUCCUUAUCCCUCUUACUGUUAUUAGUAUUUACUACUACCACAUUGCCAGGAGUUUAAUUAAGAGUGCACAUAACCUACCUGGAGAACACAGUGAACAUUCUAAAAAACAGAUGGAAACACGAAAGCGCCUGGCCAAAAUCGUCCUAGUCUUUGUCGGGCUCUUUGCUGUAUGCUGGUUGCCCACCCAUGUGCUGUACAUGUACCGGUCCUUUAACUACAGUAAGAUUGAUCCAUCACUUGGCCAUAUGGUCAUUACUUUGGUAGCCCGUGUACUCAGCUUUUGCAAUUCUUGUGUCAAUCCAUUUGCACUCUAUUUCCUCAGUGAAAGCUUCCGGAGGCAUUUCAACAGCCAGCUUUGCUGUAGUAUAAUGCCUCAUCAACAGAGAUCUACCAGUUACCUGAAUGGCUCCUCAGCCAUUCGAAUGACUUCUCUGGAAAGCCAUGCCAGGAACACUGUCACCAUGACGACUCUGCUUAAUGGGCAUCACCCCAAACAAGAAAUAUCUCUGUGA
Eublepharis macularius is the source of this 1161-nucleotide messenger RNA. RefSeq names its product neuromedin B receptor (gene NMBR). Gene Ontology annotation, molecular function: bombesin receptor activity. Gene Ontology annotation, cellular component: membrane. The record is from RefSeq and is a predicted model, not a curated record. The coding region runs from base 1 to 1161 and encodes 386 amino acids. The transcript is spliced from 3 exons. Gene Ontology annotation, biological process: bombesin receptor signaling pathway. Lineage: Eukaryota; Metazoa; Chordata; Lepidosauria; Squamata; Eublepharidae.